CACGCCACCUUGCCAAACAAAAGCUAUCUUUUUCUUUUCUCUCCAAAACAGUGCGACGUGUUGGUUUCAAAAACAGUGAAAACUUGCGUUUAAGCUUUGAAACAACGCCGUUUCCGCCAUUAUCUACUAUACUAAACUCCAAUUUUCUCGUUUCGCGUGUCCUUGUGAGCAAAAUGGAUGAUGAGGAGCAGAAUAGUGUUACUGGAAGUUGUCCUGAGUUUGGUGCAAUCUUCAUGUCGAACAAUGCAACAAAAAAAGAAUGUUUAAGAAGAAAAGUUUUUGCCCUCCCAUAUUCGCAGUCCCACUUUGUGAAACAGGUUAAAGCUGGGAUGAUUCUAUUUCUGUUUGAAUUUGAGAAGAGAGAACUGCAUGGUGUGUUUCAAGCAUGCUCUGACGGUGCAAUGGAUAUUCUACCUCAUGCAUUCAGAUCAUCAGGGAAGCAAUUCCCUGCACAGAUUUUCAUCCAGGUAAAAUUCACCCCUUUGUGGUACUGUUGUCCGCUUUCUGAAAAUGAAUUCCGUGAUGCUAUCAGAGAAAACUAUUUUUCCAGAAACAAGUUUAACUUUGGACUAUCUGAAGAUCAGGUUCGAAGGCUUCUAUCAUUGUUCAGUUUGAAGAGAUUGAAAGAUCAGGCACCUCAGAGACAGUUGGCUGUUGCAAGGCCAAGUGGGUACUCUACAAGUAAAAACAGAAGACCAGUUGAUAGGUUGCCAAAUAGUGACCAGGUACUGGGUAAAUAUGAUGUGGACAGCCAUCACGGUCCAGUUAUCUCAACGAUGCACCAAGGGGAUUCUUUCUAUAAUGAUGACAGAGCAACUGAUGGUGGCAGAUUUGGAACAUUCAAUGAUGUGGGAUAUGAGCAUAAAGCCAGUGCCUUCUUAAAUGAAUGUUUUCGGGAUCUUAUGGCUAAAGUUGGAGGGAACACAAAUGCUGGUGAAAAUGCCACAAGUAAUAGGGUGGACAAUGAAUGGAAUGGCAUUGAUCUUCAACCAGCAGUUUCAAUUGGGUAUUCUUCAGGUAAUUUCAGAAGCAUUUACAAUGAUGUUAGGUUUGCAAACAGUGAUAGGAUUGAAAGAAAAUGUUACAAGGAUGAUGGUUUUCCACUAACCAUCUCAACAGCAUAUCCUAGUUCUUUUCCCUCUAAAGUUAAUACACAGGUGUAUUCUAGUAAACAUGUUCUAGAAACAGAUUCGUUUAUUGAUGACCCAACUAGGCCAUCUUCAAUGUUCCUUCCCUCAAUGGAGAUGCAAAACUCCAAUGUUAGUUAUCCAAUGACUUUUGAAGAUUCAAUUGUUACAACUACUCUUCCUUAUGAUCCCAAUGUCCCUAGUAUCAAUUAUAGGGACUCAUCUUUGGGGUUCAAUCAGGGUCAUGCUCCAUUGCAAGAAUAUUCUAGUCAUGAUAGUUUUGUUGGUAAAGCCCUUGGUUCUUCCCCAAAUCAAUCAUUUCCUUCAUUACUAGAGACCAGAAGGACAACCAUAACCCCUGAUUUCAACUCUGAUUCUGGGGACUUCAUUCCAUUGCCUUUUCCUAAUCAGUAUGAACGCUCCAGCAGGACUAGCCAGCCAAGCCAUGACUAUCUAGAUGACCUAGCAGCAGAAUACUCUAACAAAGAACGCUGUGGUGAUCUUUCCCUUCUGAAGCCCUCUUUAGCACCUGUUCCUUCUGAAAUUAGAAAUAAUGUCACAAUAAGUGAGCAUUCAACCUCUUAUAGAACCUGUCCUAGCAAGUUUCCUUCUCUCGCCUUUUCUGACAGGUAUCCUGCAUUAUUACAAGACAAGCAUGAUUAUCAAGUGCCAGAGCAUGAAAAUGAUGCGGAAUUUGGUAAUGGUUUUAUGUUUAAAGAGUGCCAGCACCAUGGUGACUCUUUUUAUAAUGACAACAGAGCAAUUGAGGAUGGCAGAUUUGCAACAUACAAGAAUGUGGAAUAUGAGAAUAAAGAGAGCCAGCAUCAGCUGAAUGUUCAUGAAUUUACAAAAGUGGACUACCAUGAAGUUACUUCAUUGAGUCCUGCUGCAUAUCCAGAUCGCCAGAAGAAAAGGAGUAGUGUGUUUUCUCGCCUGGCUUUGCCUCCUAAAGGUCGUGAACAAGAAAGUAACACCCCUCUUGGCACAGCAGACAUCAAUAGGCAUACUUCAGUGGAUGAAGUCAUGGACAUGCUGCACCAAACCCGUUACCCUUGGGUGAAGACAAGAUGUAAACAGUUAGUCAAGCAUCAGGAUAAUGCUGCCAACCUUAGGGAUAAAAAACAGGCCACUGGGAAAGAUGGCUUGGCUAUGAUCUCAAAGGAGAUGAAUGUGAAGCCUACCUCGUUCAGCAAGGAGAAUAGCAGCCAAAAAACUGAAGAGAUGACUUUUGUGGAUUUCAAACGUCGUAGUGCAGUGAGAAAGAACCUUGAAGAUGGUAAGAGUAGAAACCAUUGUGAAACUCUAAAUAACAAGAGUGCAUCAGCUGCACAAUGCAAAAGGAGAAAAUUGAUUAGGCCAGACUUCUGUGUGAAUGAGUCAUCUGACAUGGGCAUAUCAGGUGAUACUUCUGAAAAUGUAAUAGCAUCCUCAACAGAAUGUUCUGUUAGUAAAAAUGCUGAAAGUAUCAGGGUUUCUGUUUGCCGUGCAAAUGAAAAUGAUAUUUCACAAAAUGUUAAAUUGCCAAAUGUGAUAUGCCAGACUGCUUUAGAAGGCAACAGCUUUGACAAGGGAAGUGGCUCAAACUCAGAACAAUUUAGUAUGGAGAGCUUUGUUGCUUCGAGAUGUGCUGAUGAAGGUGGAAAAGAAUCACAAAAUCAUGGCAUCUCAAGCAUGACUUCAGUUUCUCGUGGGGAUGCAUGUAUUGAAAUUGAGCAAGAUUUGGCUACUAGAGAUAUGGGGAUGGAUGGAUUAUCUCAAAAUCGUAAUGCCGUGAGCCAUUCCAUUCAUGAGUCAACUCCAAAAGUUUGUGAAGACAAUGAUGGUAAUGGAGUUGCAAAGAGUGAGUUAUUUUACAAUAUUGAACAGAUCAAUGACCUCUUCCCUGUUGGUGGAUCUAUCCAUCAGCAAUGUGAACUAAGGGAAUCAAUGUGAAAGGCCCCUGCCUGGAGGCCUUAUACUAUUGUACAUUUUUUUGCAGAAAUGAGACUCAGAGAAAUCAAGCAGCAGCCAUCUUUUGGAUUUGGUAAGAGACAAUGAGAGUCAAAUUUUGGGAGCACCAACUGCUUAAAUACGCAAGAUUCAUAGCAUGAAAUACAUAAUGAAAUAUUAGAUGUGGAAGUACUUUCUACAGUCUGUGAAAUUGGUUUUUGGUCAAAUUCUUGAAGAUAGCUACCAGGUUUUGUGGAGCAGUUGUAACAUGUUCAUCAGGCAACGAAGAGCCGUUUCAUGCCAACCAAAAUUCAAUAGUUAUGUCAUGAGCUUUGUUUACAUUGAUCGGAAUGAUGACCAGUUCAUGGAAUUUCUCUACUCUUUUGCCCUUUUUUUUUUUUUGGUUGGUGGAAGUUCUUUGUUUGGUAAAAUUCGUUUUUGCUCGGUGAUUUAUUGUAAUUUGGUGUUGCCUGGCAAUUUGGAUCCAGGCCUUGGACUUGGACUUGAUGUUUUUGGCAUCAGGAUGGAGACUAUUGUUGAAUCUUGCUUUCAUCUUGGUCCUUUGAAAAUGACUCAUAAUCAAUCUCCAGCAGCCAUAUACUAAGAACGUAAAUGGAAGUGAAAUAUGUUAGGUAAGCACGUAGAAGGAAGUGAAGUAUGUUGGGC
Molecule: messenger RNA, 3722 nt
Organism: Durio zibethinus
Lineage: Eukaryota; Viridiplantae; Streptophyta; Magnoliopsida; Malvales; Malvaceae
Source: RefSeq, a predicted model, not a curated record